AUGGAAGACAAUUCAAGUGUUGGUGAGCCAAUAUCAAUUUACUCCACAUCUAUCUCUACCCCAUACCCCUUGGGCCUAUAUAAGAAAAUUCAAACCCCAAACGCACACAAAAAAGGUUUCAAUUCUCUACCAAAACUAAAUAACAGUCAGCAAUUCGAUAUCUACAGACUUUUCUGUCUGCAUGCAAAUUUAAAUAACAUCAUCGCUAAGAUCCCUACCACACUUUUACGAAUCAGCAACACAAACCUCUGCUAUUUAGUGCAGAACAACAAAUAUGGGGCGAUUAUCACCCGCCUGUGCACUGAUGAUGAUUUCUUUGCUGAAAUCCCUGAUAAAAAUGACAACGAAAAUCCAGUGUGCUGCUACAAAAUUCUUGGAAAACCCACACAAUUCUUAUACACAAAAGAAAGCGCGGUUUCUCUAUGAAAUUCAUCGACAGAAACAUCAGACAAAAUGCAAAUUUUUGUUCAGCCGAGAAGUAAGCCAUCUUCGCUCACCAGAGCUUAUUGGAGAUUUGGAGGCAGAACCAAAUUUUACUUAAUUGCAAAUAAAACUAGGCCUCUUUUAACUCCCCCCCUCCGUGAGUGAACAAAACCAUUAGAAAAAUCCCUAUUUUUUGCCCAAAAACCCACCGUCCGUAAGUGAACAAAAAUUUUUUUAAUAGAAAAAAUUUUAAUGGAAAAAAUUUUGAUAUAUCAAUGAUAAUUAGUAUAAUGAAAUCUAGAGCUAAUUCUAUUUAAUUUUAAACGAAUUGCUUUAUAAAACAUAAAUUCUAUAAAUUAAAUUAAUAUUUCUUUCCAAUUUUUGCGAAUUAGGAUUUUUUUAAAUUACGAAAAAAAAUAUUUUUUAUAAAAUUUAUAUAUAAAUUUUUUUUUUAAAAAAAAAAAAAUUAACCCCCCUCUGUGAGUGAACAAAAUUUUUUUGUUCACUCACGGAGGGGGGGGAGUAAGGAGAAGAACAGCGAUCCCAACCGAUUACACAAAACGAAGCAUGACUCUGACACCAAAAAACAUUAGGAGUAAUAUGAACUUGCCACUUUUUAAAAUAAUUAACAGAAAUACAAACGAAUGCAUGACGCCAGCAACUGAAAGGCCAAUGAUUGAUCAUUGCCCUUCAUUGAGCAGUUUUCGAAAUUUUGGGAAUUUUACUGAAAGGUUUUCUGGGGAGGACCAAUUUCCAGACCAAAAUACAAAUCCUAUUGUAAAUACGAGGGCAUCAGAUGGAAUUAUGGUGAUUGAAGAUACGGUAAAAGUGCCUGAAAUUGAAAAUAUGGUUGACAAAAUAGUAUCGUUUUUGAGGAAACAAGUUUAUAAAGAAGAAGAGCUCAGGGGAGACAUGAAAAAAUACAAUAUGGUGGUAUUUUAAUGGCAAAUCGUCAUUGAUAAAAAUGACUGUAAAUUUCAGAGUUUUGAAAAAAGUGGGAAAACCCUUAUGGAUUUUUUUGGAAUGAAAAUACCAAGCAGUAAAAUAAAAAUAUAUAUAUAGAACUUGCCCGAGGAUGGCGCAAUUUUGCGCCAUCCUCGGGCAAUUCCUAUAUCUAGCAAUUGGAUUGACAAAUAAUAAUGACAAAUUAGCUAAAUAAGAGAAUUGUCUCAGCAUAUUUUAAGAAAUAUUUCAAAGAAUUUGCAGGUCUUCAAGCUUAUAACAAUUGAUAAAUCCUAGAUUGCUUUAAAGGAAGAAAUAGUCUUAACAGUAUUUAUUGACGAAGCCUACAAAGUGAUAAUUUAAAGAUUAUAUUAUGGGAAGCCAGGAGCGAUAAUGGCUGGGAAAUGCUUGAGCUGGUUUUUUCGUGAUUUUUUACUUAAUUUCUAUGAUUUAAUUAUUAUAUAAUUGCAAUCUGUUUUUACAUAUUUUUGCAUUUUUCUUCAGGCGUAUGAUAUUUAAAUGACUUGUGUAAUCUGCUACCUUCAUUAGGUUUGAAUGCUCUAUUUUAAUCAUUUAUAUUGCACAUUAACAUUUUAAGUUUGCUUUUUACUGCAAUUUGAAGAAAAAAUCAGCAACAACAAAAAAAUUGCCCACGCAAAAUAUAGCUUAUGCAUCAAAUUCUGGACGUUUAACUGGUUUUAGCAAAGAGGAAAUCAUUUAAUCUGCUUCUAUUUUACUUUUGUUCCAUUCCAUUCUAUUCAACUUUGAUAUCAUAAUUCUUAUAACCAUUGGCAUUUUCAUGCUGGCUCAUUAGUGAGAUUUUACUGUUUGAUAUUUUCAUGCAUUUUUUUUCUCAAAAAAUCCAUUAGUGAAAUUUACAGUCAUUUUUAUAGGCACGAAAAUAUCAAGAAAAUACCACCAUAUGGUAUUUUCUCCCAGGGCUCAGAGAAAUUACUUUUGAUUUUAUUUUGUCAAAGGAAAAAAAAUGAACAUUUCUAGACUGUGUAGAAAUUUCGUUGAAAAACCAUGAAAUUAAAUUGGAAAUAGGAGAAAUAAACUUAGGAGAGCCAUCACAAGUAAAACGAGCGAUUUCUUUUAUGGAAACUAAGCCCGAAGUCAAUAUACACGUGCUUAAAGCUUUAAGCACAGAGAGAGGCGCUGAGUUGAAUAGCGUUGAAGAGUUUGUGUGCCCAUUUUCUAAUCUAUCUUCUCAGAGGUCAUCAAAGGCGCAUCAUCCCCCUCAGAUCUCUCAAUCAUCAAGCCACAUCAGUACAAAGCAUGUAAAAAUAGUCGCAAAAGAUGACCCAGUGUUAAGUUUAAAACCUUCUAUAGCUUAGGAGCGCAUUUAGCGUACUCUCCAAAUUUGCUAAAAUGAAACUGAGCCUGUUGACUCUCAGGCUCAGUUAUGAUAAUUUAAGUUCUUUUUACAAAACCCUUCAUUAAACCUUUAUUUGCCAGAUCCAGAUUAGCAGAGUUAGAGGGUCUAAGAAUUCAGUAACUGUUCUAUGGCAUUCAAAAUUAAUCCCGAGCUGUAACUUGGCAAGAAUCAAAAACCUGAAAAAGCAAAGCAUAAAAGCUUAUCAAAACAGGUCAUUAACCAAAAAAUUAACAAUUAUGGACCAAAUUCAUCAAGAUAACCAAGCAAAGAAGGUAAAAAUUGAAGAGACAGAAGAGAAAAACGACUUUUAUAAUACUUCAAAGUCGCUAUGAGACAAUAAAUAUGACGUCCAUAUCAAAAAAUGUUUUACUGAUGCGAUUAGAAAAAUUGACGAAAUGAAUAUGAACACAGAAUUGUUAAAAGUUAGAAGCAGAAAUCUAGUGGAGGCAUACGGGGGCGAUGAGUUUUGGAAUAAAUUUAUUAUUUCCUUAUACAAGAGAAUUUUGUCAAGCGAUGAUCUAAAGCAGCAUUUUUUAGACUCAAAUAUGAAAAUGAUUUUUAAAGGGAUGUUCAAGGUUUUUAAUGGAUGUGCAACGUUUGAGUUUAGGAGAAAAAUAAAAGUAGCCCAUGAAAGGUUGGGAAUACCUGAGGAAGACUUCAAUCUGUAUUCACAAAUGUUUGAAGAUACCCUUAACGAGUUCAAUAUAAGUGAUGUCGAUAAGCAAGUUAUAAUGGCACAAAUUCGAUCGAUGAAAUGCCUGAUUUGUAAACCAAUCAUGCCAUAA
Blepharisma stoltei is the source of this 3528-nucleotide messenger RNA. The record is from the annotation of a GenBank genome assembly. Lineage: Eukaryota; Ciliophora; Heterotrichea; Heterotrichida; Blepharismidae.